This is a messenger RNA of Cyanidioschyzon merolae strain 10D, 2511 nucleotides long. Its product is annotated as similar to 3'-5' exoribonuclease subunit Dis3. Gene Ontology annotation, cellular component: exosome (RNase complex); P-body. Lineage: Eukaryota; Rhodophyta; Bangiophyceae; Cyanidiales; Cyanidiaceae. Gene Ontology annotation, molecular function: RNA binding; 3'-5'-RNA exonuclease activity. The transcript has a single exon. Bases 1 to 2511 code for a protein of 836 amino acids. The record is from RefSeq and is a predicted model, not a curated record. Gene Ontology annotation, biological process: mRNA catabolic process.
AUGCGUUCCAACGGAACAAUCACCACACCCGAGCGUCCGUACAGGCCAUGGUGGAAAGCCGAGCAAGUCCAGCAAGCACUCGAGCGCGGUACAGUGGUGGCAGGAGAACUUCGUGUGAACGCCAAACAACCUGGGGAAGCUUUCGUGCGCAGCGUGCACCACAAAAGAGAUAUCUUUAUCCAGCGGGAGCAGCUUCGCAACCGAGCGCUCGACGGAGACCUCGUUGCCGUGUUGGUAAAGACGCGUCCACGACGCAACAGCAACUCAGCAGCAGUACCAGUAGCAGUUCAGGACUCGUGUUCCGAGCCGUCGACCUCUGACGGGUCGUCGCUCGGAGCCAGCGCCGAACUCGAACGUGACAAGGCGCUAGGAACACUGCCUCUGGGUCAACCGAGGACGCACCUGGAGCCGGCCGAAGGCCCAGAACCCGAACACCUAUGCGGGCGAGUCGUUGCUGUUUUGGAGCGCCACCGACCCCGAUACAUAUUUGGGCGAGUGGAACGACACGAUUCACUUCUGUGUUUGUCACCAGAUGAUCGACGUCUACCAAGGUUUCAAAUCGAGCUGGUUGGCUUCUGCGCUCGCGCUAGGGAACGCCUGUAUCGAAGCGUUGGUCAUCUAGCUGUCGCAACGUUCACGGGCCGUUGGCAUACACACGACACCUUCCCGCGGUGUGCGCUCUUGCGACUCUGGGACGAGAGCGAUGACCUCGCUGCUGGCAUGUCGCUUAUUCGCUACAAGUUUUCUGUACCACCGGCUACGGCCUCGUGCUGGAUACCGCUUUCGAAAGCAGUUGCCUGGGAUGCAUCCGCUGCGGGUACCGCUUGGGAUGCCUGCUCAAAAAGUCAUAACAUUCGUGACUGGCGCGACGCUGUUCGGGCGUUCACCAUCGACCCGGAGACGAGUCGCGACCUCGACGAUGCGCUGUCGGUGCGCUGGGAUCCCGAUGCAAAUGGGUACCGCGUUGGCAUCCAUAUCGCAGACGUGUCGGCCUAUGUACAAACUGGGACCCUAUUGGAUGAGGAGGCAGCACGCCGAGGCACUAGUUUCUACUUUAUGGACCAUGCAGUACCGAUGUUGCCGCCAGCGCUUAGCGAAGACCUCUGCUCGCUGCUCCCCGGACGCGAUCGACGAACCGUAUCGGUAGAGAUUCUGCUGACAACAGAUGGGACAGUGCAGGGUGAGCCCUGGAUCGGUCGCGGGCUUAUCCGGAGUUGCGCCAAGCUCUCGUAUCAGCAGGUCCAGCGGAUCCUGCGGGAUCGGGAUCCGUCUCAAGUUUCCGAUCCGUUGAUAGCGGACGUGCAUCUCCUGUACCGUUUGGCAAUGCAGAGGCGGCAACAGCGACGCGCUCGGGGCGCGCUCCUACAGUUUCAACGCCAGCUGUCGCUGGAGCGAGUGCGCGCUAUUCGUUCAUUCGCGAACCUGAAGAAGACGGGCGAACCAGACGGUGCACAUUGGCUCGUGGAGGAAUUCAUGCUCCUGGCGAAUGAACAGAUCGCGAGGUUCCUCCAGCGGCACUGUCCCCGGGAGGCACUCCUGCGACGUCAUCCGCCGUUCGAUAAAACGCUCGUGGAGCGUAUUACCCAGUGGGCGACAAAGCGAGGCCUCGCAUUCACAGCAAGCGAUACGCAAGCGCUCCAAACGAGUCUGGAUGCGCUAGCGGACACAGCACCGAUCGCAAUGAUCGUUCUCCGCAACAAACUUACCAAGGCGAUGGCGACUGCUGAAUACAUCUGUGCUGGUGCCUUUGACGAUGCAGCCGCUUACCGUCACACUGCACUCGACCUGGAUGUGUAUACGCAUUUUACCAGCCCGAUACGGCGCUAUGCGGACAUCAUUGUGCACCGACAGGUGCUUUCGGUGUUGGACGCGCCAAGUGAGGCACGGUCUGGUUCCCAGAAGCCGGUUGCUCAGCAGGUCGAAGCCGUCUCCGCGAUCGCUGCACACUGCAACCAGCGCAAGAAGGAUGCCGACGCUGCGGAGUCGGCGGCUGCUUGGCUCCAUCUCGCACAAGAGCUCCAGGUCGAGCCGCUCGAGUGCGAUGCGAUCAUUGGGGGUUUCCCGAACAGUUGCCGUUGCUUGGAUGUAUAUGUACCAGUUCUGGACCUGGAGGUCGUACUGGACUUUACAAGGGACCUCGGCGCUUCGGUUUGUCUGCAGACCAGGGAUCCAGUGACAGGUCUGGAGGAGCUCGAACUCGAAUGGCCAGUGCAUAUACUGAGACCGUACGGCCUGGAUGAGGCGCGCACGUCGUUCAUUGUGGGGCUCGGCAAGUCGAGCGGGACCCAUCCCGCCGCCUCACUGGUGUCAGAGGCGUGGACGAUCCGAGUGCGUCUCCGAGAACUCGAUACCUGUCGAGUACUCGUUUCGGGGGAGACUCGACCCUAUGUCCACGCUCGCGUGCAGCUGAUUCUAGACAGAUGCAGUCCAGCGGACGCGCAGCGAUACGUUCUGCGAGUUGCAAGCGUGCCGUGCCUAUUGACGGAAAGCGACCACGACUUGCUCGACUAG